This is a messenger RNA of Salarias fasciatus (jewelled blenny), 1383 nucleotides long. RefSeq names its product baculoviral IAP repeat containing 7 (gene birc7). Gene Ontology annotation, biological process: positive regulation of protein ubiquitination; regulation of cell cycle; negative regulation of apoptotic process. Lineage: Eukaryota; Metazoa; Chordata; Actinopteri; Blenniiformes; Blenniidae. Bases 51 to 1295 code for a protein of 414 amino acids. The record is from RefSeq and is a predicted model, not a curated record. The transcript has 7 exons. Gene Ontology annotation, cellular component: nucleus; cytoplasm. Gene Ontology annotation, molecular function: ubiquitin protein ligase activity; cysteine-type endopeptidase inhibitor activity involved in apoptotic process.
GUGUGCUGGACUUACCCUCAGUGUGCGCUCCACUAUGGACCGCAAAAGGGAUGACUGGCACAGGACAAAAAGGGGAAGGAAAAACUUCAUGCUGCAGAAUGAUGGAUGACUGGAGAACUAUGCUGCACAUCCUUGAGGAGCCAGGGAUGCGAAGGGAAGGAGAAAGGCUUCGAACUUUUUGUAGCUGGCCAGCAGAUGCACCUGUCACAUCUGGGGACCUGGCGAAGGCAGGCUUCUUCUUUCUUGGGCCGGAUGAUAAAGUUCAGUGUUUCUGCUGUGGAGGGAUUCUACGAUGCUGGGUACACGGGGACAGCCCAGCGGCCGAGCACAAGAGGCAUUUCCCUGCUUGCAGUUUCAUCCUGGGCCGAGCUGUGGGAAAUGUUCCACUCCAAGUUGGCUCAUCCGACUCUGUGGAUGGCCAGCUGUUGAGUCAGCUCCAGAGGAUGACGAUGGAGGACCAGGGAACUGCUGGACAAGCUGUGUACCCAGAAAUGGAGGGGGAGGACUCUCGGCUCACCACUUUCCACAACUGGCCCACAGAGGCCUCGGUUCAGCCAGAUGUUCUCGCCAGAGCAGGAUUCUUCUACACAGGUCAUGGUGACAACGUCAAGUGCUUCUACUGUGAUGGAGGACUGAGGAACUGGGAGCCAGGCGACGACCCCUGGCAGGAACAUGCCAAGUGGUUUCCACGAUGUGAAUUUCUAAUUCAGUCUAGAGGGCAGGAGUACAUCAGCAACAUCCAAGAUGCUCAUUUCCAUCUGGGUGAGACUGUGGGAGGAUCACAGACCUCCACAGGCAGAGACAUCGCCUCCAGAAACGAUAUGGUGGGAGGUCUGGCAGCUUCAUCUGCAAUGCUCUCUCCUGUGGUACAAACUGUGCUCCAGAUGGGUUUCGAAGCCAACCUGGUGGAGAGUCUGGUCCAGACCAAGUACCUCCUGACCGGCCAGCACUACACAUCUGUAUCUGACCUGGUUACAGAUGUGCUGCAAGCCGAGGAGGAGGACAGACAGAGGGGCCUGCAGACCAGAGAGUCGGAGACGAGGCCGGGCUCUGGUGCAGGAAAUGUGCGGACGCCAGCAUCCAUCAGAGAGAGAGUGAAAGACCCCAGUCCAGAGGAGCUGCUGAGGCAGCUGCAGGAGGAGAGGACCUGUAAAGUAUGCAUGGACAAGCAGGUGUCCAUCGUCUUCAUCCCCUGUGGUCACCUGGUGGUUUGUGGCGAUUGUGCUGCCAGCCUGCGUCACUGCCCCAUCUGCAGGGCUGUCAUCAGAGGCAGCGUCCGGGCUUUCAUGUCAUGAGGGCUGCAGUGAAAAAAGGCCUGUACAGGUGUUGAACGAGUGGCCUCGACUUUUCCUCUACACUCAACUCCCCUGGUGCUCAUAAGAA